This is a messenger RNA of Penicillium cosmopolitanum, 663 nucleotides long. RefSeq names its product fungal specific transcription factor domain-containing protein. Bases 1 to 663 code for a protein of 220 amino acids. The record is from RefSeq and is a predicted model, not a curated record. The transcript has a single exon. NCBI's taxonomy places the organism in Eukaryota, Fungi, Ascomycota, Eurotiomycetes, Eurotiales, Aspergillaceae.
AUGUCUCAGUCACAGCUGAAUGAGAAGACCGAAAAGCUAACCUCACUCCUACAAGACUGGAUCGAAGGACUGCCUCAGCAGAUAAGGCCGCAAGAACCUCUGCUCUGUCUUGACUAUCAUCAGUUGGUAUGUGUUACUGCACUUCAUUAUACGUAUUUUCAGCUCAUUAUUGCCAUAAACUCACCACUGCUGAGGUUUUUGGGCACCGACUGCCAGGAGAGCACCUCGAGGGGCGUUCAAUACUGUGUUACUGCUGCACGAGCUCUUGUGGCGCUUUUGGAUUAUCAUGACAAUGGCCACCCGUUCUCCAAGUAUGAUACUUUCUCCCCCGCCGAACUUGGAUACUCACAACUUAUUGUCAGUUAUUUACUACACCAUGUUUGCUGGGGGAUUGACCUUCUUUGCAUUAAUAUCCUCCAGUGUAAGGCACCUUCGGUCAUAUGUGACCUUGAAUUGAUACGACGCGUCGAGGAUUUCUUCCAAAGACGCCAACCUCAUUUCGAGGACUGUCAUACCUAUAUUGCCAUUAAAGGAUUGCUCAAUGUAAUCUCAAGAACGGUACAACAUCCCCAGAUUCUUGAUACAGAGUUGGAUCGGAAUUUCCAACUGAACAGCGCUAGACCGUUCUCAAGCACUUAUGACCAGCAUGAUCCCAAUGUUUGA